This is a messenger RNA of Lachancea mirantina, 792 nucleotides long. NCBI's taxonomy places the organism in Eukaryota, Fungi, Ascomycota, Saccharomycetes, Saccharomycetales, Saccharomycetaceae. The record is from the annotation of a GenBank genome assembly.
AUGAGUUUAUCUGUCACUGAAAAAAGUUACUUGCACGAUUCUCUUUGCCUUGAUCCUCCAGCAAGACCUGACGGACGAGUAGCACAUCAGUUGCGUCCCAUUGAGAUUUUUACUGAUUUCCUUCCCGCGUGUAACGGAUCUGCCAAAAUUUCGGCUAGUGAUGGUAGCGAAUGCGUUGUGAGUGUAAAGGCGAAAGUCGUGGAAAGAGCUCUAGAGGAAGAGCUCAUCUUGGUGGAUGUCGACGUUGCCGGUCAGCGUGACGAUUCGCCAUUCGUGCAUAGUAUAGCAUCAUUACUCACCAAAGUGCUAAACCAGAAAAUACAUCAGAAGAAUCUGCGUUUGACGCAGAAAUAUGCAUUCAAACUUUUUGUCGACGUGCUGGUUCUUUCCAGUAAAAGUCAUCCCCUCAGCCUGAUUUCCUUUGCGGUCUACUCCGCGCUCAAAGCCACCUACUUGCCCAAGCUGAUUUCGAGUGAUGACGAUCUUGAAGUCGCCGAACUUCCUACAUUCCACGAUUACGACAUGGUCAAACUAGACGUGGAUCCUCCUCUUUUGUUUACCACUGCUGUUAUCGGUAACAACGCGGUCAUUGAUCCAGCUCACAGCGAGUCGGAAGUGGCUUGUAGUGGGAUUCUCGUUACCUGGAGCAAAGGUAAAGUGACUGCCCCCAUCCGCACAAUUGGUCUAAACGACGAAUACGUUACGGGAAUUGAUGUGACGCUUCUUGAAAAAAGUAUUGAGUUAGUUGAGAAAACGGCUCCCGCGGUGGUCAAAGCGUUGGACGGGUUAUGA